Molecule: messenger RNA, 1539 nt
Organism: Humulus lupulus (European hop)
Lineage: Eukaryota; Viridiplantae; Streptophyta; Magnoliopsida; Rosales; Cannabaceae
Exons: 9
Coding region: 36-1193 (385 amino acids)
Source: RefSeq, a predicted model, not a curated record
AAAAAAAUAUAGGUUAUAGAAAUGCCAAGCCAACCAUGGUCUUCUUAAGCGGGACCUUGGGAUUCAAAUGCCCUCAAGCUCUCGCAUUCUGCAGCAAAAUCCAUAUGGAUUUCAAGCCCAGGAGCCUCCAUAGUCCUUUUUCAAGGUCUCCUCCGAGGGAAGUUCGUAUAAGCGAAGAUGGUGAAGAUGGUUCCGUUAUUACAUUGCAGGAAUGGCAGGGUUGGGGUACCACCUCUCCUUUACCCAUCAUUGUUACCAGAAUCGCUGACGAUUUGAAGGAUUUAGAGAAAGAUAAUGAUGCCCAGAUGACCUUUGGUGGUAAAGGUGGAAAACUCCAGGGUGAGUUUAAAAAGAAAGAGGACAAGAAACACAGAGCGACAUAUAAGGAUCUAGGUGAUUCUGAACAAAAACUUCAAUUCUUUUCAGCUCGACAGAUUGCAUGUCGCUUGCUUGGAAGUAGAGGUUACCUUUGUCAAAAGUGCUGGCUACCUCAUGAAGAUUGUAUGUGUUCAAAAGUCACACCUUGUAAACUUUGGCAUGGAAUUAGGUUGUGGUUGUAUAUGCACCCAAAGGAUUUCUUACGACAAAACAAUACUGGUAAAUUGUUAUGGCAAUUGUUUGGUGUUGAGGCAGCAACUUUGUGCCUUUUUGGCAUCGCUGAACAUGAGGAGAUCAUGUGGAAUGCAUUCAAGUGUGCAGGAAAAGACAAGGUUUGGUGCCUCUAUCCAAACAAGAAUGCAGUGGUAAAAUCAGUUCAAGAAGCAUUUGAUCAAGGAUUGACAACUGACCUGGGAUUCACAGAAACUACGACAAAUGGAGAUGAUACUUUGAAUUUUGUUCUGAUUGAUGGUACAUGGAGUAAUUCUGCUGCAAUGGUGAGGAGGUUGAAGGAUCAAGCUAAGUUAGCCUGGGGAGAGGAAGACAUUUGCUGUAUAUCCUUGGCCACGGGUGCCUCUGCGAUGCAUAAACUUCGGCCCCAACCAUCAUGGGAUCGUACCUGUACAGCAGCUGCAGCUAUUGGCCUUCUCUAUGAGCUACAACUUCUUCCAAAGUUUUGCUCAAUUGGCUUGGAUAAGCAAGCUGAAGCUAUAGAGGAUGCUUUAGCUGUUCUGUUAGACGCUCUCACAGCUCGACGCCUCCGGAUGGGCAGGUCCAUAACUCGUAAAAUGAGGCACCAUAGUGAUAUAUGUUAAUAGCUGUCCAAGAACAAGUUCAUGCAGGCCAAGUGAAAUGAGGAUAAGACUUUGAAAUUCAAAGGUUGACAUAUACAGCUGGCUAGUUGGGGGCAUUAAGGAUGGUAUCAACACCAAAUAUUGGCAAAAACAACAGGCAAGGACCAAUACUCUACCGAUUUUGUAAGCCAUAUAGGCUCCUAAGCCCUUCAAUUUUGAUUAUUAAGUUAAGUUAAAUAUAGGAAAUAUACUUAUUUGUUACAUGUGUUUUAGCGUAAUACAAGUUUGAAUCUGAUGUUAUUGAUAAUACGAUCUGUUAUUUUAUAUUUGAUAAAAUGAUAAAAAAAAAUAGUACAUCGAUCGCGAA